AUGUACCAAGCAGCCACUGUGAGCUUAGCUCACCAGCGUCAGUUGCGCCUGCUUAAUGCUCUACGCGCCAACAAAAAGCCUAUUAUGACCUUCCUGGGUCUCCCAUCCUUCCGAACAGCUCAGGUGGUAGCACAAACCGGCAUCGAUGCCAUCAUCAUUGACUGCGAGCAUGGCUACAUCAGUGACGAUUCCAUGCACAGUUCCACAGCCGCCAUAGCGGCCCUGGGCGUUUCGCCACUCGUCCGGCUUAGAAUGACGCACUCAGACCUGAUAAAAAGAGCUUUGGAUGCCGGUGCGCACGGUAUCGUCAUCCCCCAAAUCAACACCGCUGAAGAAGCAAAAGCCGUUGUUUCCCAUGCAAAAUUCCCGCCUCAUGGGACUCGCGGCCAGGGAUCCGCGUUUCCAGCGCUGACGCACGGCAUCGACCUCCCGACAUACCUAAAAACCGCCAAUGAAACACUCAUUACCUGUCUUCAAAUCGAAACAAAGGCCGGGGUUGAGAACAUCGACGCUAUCUGUGCUGUACCUGGCGUUGAUAUGAUUUUCAUCGGGCCGAACGAUCUUGCUCUGUCGGUACUAGGGUAUGUUCCUGCAAAGGGGGAUGAACCUGAAUUUGUUCAGGCUAUUGAGAAGAUUGUGGCGACAGCCAGGCGGCAUGGCAAAUGGAUCGCUCGGUUAUCAAAUGACGGUCCCUCGUGCAAGGAGCACCUUGAAGUCUUUGACACAGUAGCCAUGAGCUAUGAUAUCCGGGCGCUUCAGAAUUGGUACAUGGCUGAGUUGCGAGUAGCGCGCUCAUGA
Molecule: messenger RNA, 798 nt
Organism: Aspergillus calidoustus
Lineage: Eukaryota; Fungi; Ascomycota; Eurotiomycetes; Eurotiales; Aspergillaceae
Source: the annotation of a GenBank genome assembly